UUUCAAUCACCCCUCAAGGUUUUGGCCAUUAUUCUAUUAUUCCAUUCAACUGUUCACAAACGUAAUAUUGCUGUCGAAGAAAAUCUAUCUGAGAGCAUCGAAACUCCGGUGAUUUUUUGCAAUACUCGCAAAGUGUUUAUUUGAAUGUAACCACAAAAGGAUAAAAUUUGUGUAGUUUCAAGUGUGGUACUCAAAAUGUUUCUAAGACCAAGCUGCAAAUUGCAAGUAAUCAGCAUCCGUUGUCAAAAUGCAGCUCCGCGGUUAUUCUCAACCCAAGUUCAUGCCAAUAGUAUCGAUAUCACAGCAAACAAAUUUGGAAAUAAAUACGAAACCGCAUUACCUUACUCUGAAAUUCCUGGACCAUCGGCGUUCACUUUUUUGAAAAAUGCUUUACCCGGUGGAAAAUGUUUUGCCAAAGACUUUGAUGAGAUUACAAAAAUAUACCGACAAGAAUAUGGAGACCUCUUCAAAUUCCCUUCAUUAUUUGGUAGUUUGGAGUUCGUUACAACCCACAAACCUGAAGAUUUUCAAACAGUUUUCCGAACUGAAGGACAAUGGCCCGCAAGAUCGGAGUUGAAGACUAUGACAUAUUACAGAACCAAAAUGCGUCCUGACAUAUACGGGAAACAUUCAGGAUUAGUAAAUGUUCAGGGUAAAGAAUGGGGCGACUUUCGGUCAGCAGUUAAUCCAACCAUGAUGCAACCCAGAAAUACCAUGGUAUACAUCCCGAAGGUAGAUGCAGUCGCAAUGGACUUUGUGAAGAGAAUACAUCAGAUUCGUGAUCCAAAAACGAAGGAAGCGCCAGAAAACUUCGAACAUGAACUCAACAAAUGGGCAUUGGAAUCAGUAGCGGUGAUUGCCCUGGAUACACGUCUUGAAUUGCUUAACGAUAACUAUAAUAAAAGAAGUGCCAAAUUAAUUCAAGCUUCCAAAGAUUCUUUCAGGCUUAUGUUCGAAUUAGAAUUCAAGCCUUCCCUCUGGCGCUUCAUCAGUACACCAAAGUUCAAACAAAUGAUAGAGGCUCUUGAUGUUGUCACGAAUGUCAGUUGCGAGAUUAUUGAUGAAGCCAGAGAAAAAUUCAACAAUAAGCGAGAAAGCUCCAGAAAUGAUGACGAGAGCGUACUCGAGAAACUACUUCAAAUCGAUCCAUCUCUCGCAAAAGUAAUGGCGGUGGAUAUGCUUUUCGGAGGAGUGGAGACAACCUCUUCAACAACAACAUGCCUUCUGUACUUGCUCGCCAAAAAUCCAGAGAAGCAGGAAAUUCUUCGUCAAGAAAUUAUGACAAAACUUCCUACGAAGGAUUCUUUAUUAACAGUUGAAAACAUGAAGCACUUUCCCUAUCUUCGAGCAUGUCUUAAGGAAAGUCUAAGGAUGCUCCCUAUCAUAGCUGGACAUAUUCGAACCACUAGUCAGAAUAUAGUACUUCAAGGGUACCAAAUUCCAAAGGGAACAACAGUAGCAAUGGGAGUAAACCGGUUGCAAAUUGAUGAUAAAUAUUUUCCAAACGCAGAAAAAUUUGAACCAGAGCGAUGGUUAAAGAAGGAUGGCGUCCCGGCACCUGCGAAAUCAGCACAUCCAUUUAUUUUCUUGCCCUUUGGAUUCGGACCUCGUAUGUGCGUCGGAAAGCGAUUCGCGGAGAUGGAGAUAGAAACACUUGUAGCACGAAUCCUACGGAAUUUUCGGGUUGAGUGGCAUCAUCCAGACUUGAAAUUCAAGUUUACAUCUCUCAAAGUACCAGUUGACAAAUUAUUAUUUACUUUCAAAGAUAUUUCAGAUUAAAGAAUAGAUUCAGAUUGGAAAAACUAUCUGU
Molecule: messenger RNA, 1810 nt
Organism: Hermetia illucens (black soldier fly)
Lineage: Eukaryota; Metazoa; Arthropoda; Insecta; Diptera; Stratiomyidae
Product: cytochrome P450 CYP12A2-like
Exons: 6
Coding region: 196-1779 (527 amino acids)
Molecular function (GO): oxidoreductase activity, acting on paired donors, with incorporation or reduction of molecular oxygen; heme binding; monooxygenase activity
Source: RefSeq, a predicted model, not a curated record